CGUGAAAUGUGUGAAAUAGCGUGAUACGUUGUUGUGGUAACUUGAAUAACUUCUCUCUAUGGGUCUAUGUCCUUUAUCAGGAGAGCGAUGUGUUGCGUCGACGCGCCGUCGCCGUAGAGCAAAUGGCACCAAUAGCAGCCAUAAAGCUCAGAAACAGGGAAAUUUACUAAAGCUCAGUUCAUAUUCGAAUUUAUCACAAGGACCAAGCAUCGAAAUGAUGUCCUCGUGACAGGAGUUGCUAAAAUCACAACAAUGCAAACUCGUCUUGGUGUUGAGUUAAACAACCAGCAUUACCUUAAGUGUUAACAUUUCAAAGUAAAAUCAUAAUAUUACAUUGUAGUGGGUCCAGUAGUCCUGAGGCUUAUUUACCAAAAUUUCUAAAACAGCUAUUGCUGUUGGUAACAAAUCAAAAUCUGGCAAAGAAUAACAAGUAUGGAAAAGAGUUUGCUUGCAUAACAGUUCUUCAAACCUUGGCAAGGAAAAAUCAAUGAAAUUGAGUGAUUUAUAUCUCAGUUUCCCAGUUUUUUAUAGUUUAUUAUUGGUGUAUGAUGUUGGUGUAUGAUGAUUUUCUUACGGUAAAUUUUCAUUUGACAUCGAUAAUUGAGUUCAGAAUAUUUUACAAAGUUGACAAAUCAAUGUUGAAAUUUCGACUGUGAUUGCUUUUGGAAGUUUUUUUUUGCGAAAUAAUCAAGUGUUCCACGUUAAAACAUUUGAAAAAAUAAAUAUGGAAGAUUGUGAGGAUGCAUCACCGUUACCAAUGCGCCUGGCAGUCGAAUCAUCCGCUGCUAUGUUGUCUGCAUUUACCGUCGCCCCUGUCAUAUCAAUUGUUGACAAAGCAAUUGUUUCGAAUGCAAGUGGAAAGGAGAAACUAAUUUCUUGCUUAGUCAAUGGUUUUAAGACGUUCUUCACACGACCCGUAUAUUUUCUCAGACAACCAGCGUUCUUAAUGAUUUGGGGAGUGUACGGCGGAACGUAUGUUGUGGCAAAUUCAAUCGAAGCAAUAGCCGAACGAUCGAAAAGGUCACCAGUUGUUCCAAAAUUUAUUGGUUCGUCCGCAACGAACGUAACACUAAGUGUGAUAAAAGACAAAGCAUACGCACGAAUGUUUGGUGUUGGGCAACCUAGACCAUUUCCAUCAGUCAGCCUCGGUUUGUUUGCUACUAGAGACUGUAUGACAAUAUUAGCAUCGUUUACUCUACCAACAAUGGUGGGCGAGGCACUCGACAAACGGUUUGCCAUUGGCAAACAGAAUGCCGACAAUUUGGCUCAACUGACAGUACCAUCAUUGAUGCAGUUUGUUUCGUCUCCACUACACCUAUACGGCUUGGACAAAUAUAAUCGGUCGGACCGUAGCCUCACGUUUUCAGAUCGGUUUUCACGCGUACGACAAGAGUACUUGAAAACGUCAUUAGCACGAGUUGGAAGAAUUAUGCCGGCUUUCGGUGUUGGUGGAGUAGUCAAUAAAUAUGUUAGGAAAACGGGAAAAGAUUGGUUACAGGGAUGCUAUCACCCCGUGAAACGAAACUUGUAAGCUGAUAAUUUUAUGCGUCAAAAUAUAGGGAUUGACCUUUAACGGCAUCAAUUGAUUAUUUAAUUUUGAACAUUAGAAAUUUAAAGUAUUAUAACCGAUCGUAAGCAAUGCAUGCGUUAAAAACAAACAAACUUAGCUUCUGAACUUUUUGCUGUGUUAAAAUUCGAAUUUAUUUUCUAGAUUUUAUUUUGUUCGUGUGCCAUUCCACAUAGCGGUCACACGGACAAGGCGUUAUGUUUGCUGUGAUAUUAAAAGAAAUUCGCAAAUAUUCGACAGCACCAUUAUUAGUAUUAAGUUAAACGGAACCUACUCACAUUUCAGGACAACAUCAAAAAGGCAAUAUAAAUAGGAAAAUAAUAAAAAUUGGAUAUAAGUGGAGUCAAUUCAACAUAAUAGUCAGUUAUAUUAUUAUCCAAAGUAAAUAAAGUUAAACUUCAUUGACA
Messenger RNA from Bradysia coprophila, 1974 nucleotides. RefSeq lists its product as uncharacterized. Lineage: Eukaryota; Metazoa; Arthropoda; Insecta; Diptera; Sciaridae. Gene Ontology annotation, cellular component: mitochondrion. The record is from RefSeq and is a predicted model, not a curated record.